Molecule: messenger RNA, 2404 nt
Organism: Aedes albopictus (Asian tiger mosquito)
Lineage: Eukaryota; Metazoa; Arthropoda; Insecta; Diptera; Culicidae
Product: fork head domain-containing protein FD5-like
Exons: 1
Coding region: 763-1812 (349 amino acids)
Biological process (GO): cell differentiation; regulation of transcription by RNA polymerase II; anatomical structure morphogenesis
Molecular function (GO): RNA polymerase II cis-regulatory region sequence-specific DNA binding; DNA-binding transcription factor activity, RNA polymerase II-specific
Source: RefSeq, a predicted model, not a curated record
CAUGUUCAUUCGCGCGGAGAGGAAAUUGUGCGCGCGAAGUGAGAAAGUGUUCGCGACCGAGAGUGUGCUUUGCUCAAUCUGGACGAGCGCGCAGCUCACCGCGCGCUCGUCCGCGCUUCUUUUCACGCGGUUGUGGUUGCAUGGCAGGGGCCCUCUGCUGGGAAGCCCACGCCUCUUUGUUGUUUUUUGUUUCUUUUCUGUUAUUUCUCUGGCCCGGGUGCGGAGGGAUUCAUGUUUCAUGAUGUUUUUCACCGUUCCUUCUUUCGCGCUAAGCUCCUUAGGUGCUUGGCGUUUUUUUUUGCUUGCUCGCUCGCUUGUUACCUCCGCCACUGCCACUGCUUUAACAUAUCAUUCUACAUUUCAACACCUUCGGUUGUUGAUUUGAUAAAACAGUCUAUAACAAACAAGCAAGAGAACGGAACGUGUGCGUUACCAGGGAGCUGUGUACCGCGAGUAGUCUCGUGUUGAACUCGCGCCGUCCCGUGUUGUGUUCGUCUUCUCCGUGUGCGGCAUGAAUCGAUCGUCGUGAUUUCAACAGCUUUCGAUAUGAAUACUUUAUUUUCUGAAAUGGGAAUUGAUCGGUGAAUUUGUGAAAACUGAAAAACACGAAAAUGCUUCAUCGCUAUCGAAGACUUUAGAACAUCAUGUAUCCACGAACAGUGUGAACCUUCGGAGAUUCCGUCGGUAAAUGUAUAGUUCCUAACAGUUCCAAGAACCAAUCCACAAUCCAAGUGAAUUCGCGAUUUGAAAAGUCCUAGCAAUAUGCCACGACCAUCUCGUGAAUCCUACGGUGACCAGAAGCCACCCUACUCGUACAUCUCACUGACGGCGAUGGCCAUCUGGAGUUCACCGGAGAAGAUGCUACCGCUGAGUGACAUCUAUAAAUUCAUCACAGACAGGUUCCCCUACUACCGGAAAAACACCCAACGCUGGCAGAACUCACUCCGCCACAAUCUAAGCUUUAACGACUGCUUCAUCAAGGUGCCAAGAAGGCCAGAUCGACCUGGCAAGGGAGCGUACUGGGCUCUCCAUCCGCAAGCAUUCGACAUGUUCGAGAACGGUAGCCUUCUCCGACGGCGAAAACGCUUCAAACUGCACAAAACCGACAAGGAUAUCCUGAACGAGGAACUCGCUGCUCUUGCCAACAUCAACCGGAUAUUCCUGGCGCAAAACUCCGGUGCCGACACGUACUGUCCCACUAUGGUCGAUCCCAUCCACCAACCCAUGCUCCACUCUCUCAUAGAACCGCAUUCCCCAGUCUCUAUACCGGCUCCUAUCUCACCUAUAUCAAUUACCGAAACCACUACUCCUCUUCGACCUAAAAGAGCUUUCACCAUCGAAAGUCUCAUGACGCCGGACGGCCGAUCGACCCCCCUAAGCCCAAAGAAAUCCUCCAAACCCCACCACGACAAACUCAAUCUCCUGGACGACAAUCCACGGAUACCGAGACUCCUUCAAGUUCCUACCCUGCCACCUGCCACCUCUCUCCCCGGAGCUAACAUUCCUCCCUUCUUCCCGUACCACCAUCCCGCCUUGGGCGCCUAUGACUUUCCGAUCCACCCGCUACUGAUGAUGGCACCCCUAGGGGCUAUCCCACCUCACUACUUCCACCAUGCGUCCUAUCAUAAUCUAACCCUACCGCCACAAGGAGCCGGCGGCGGCGGAGGAGGAGGAGGAGGCCGUGGCGGAGUUGGCGGUGGCCCUACGCGAGCAGGUGCAAUAGACACCGGAACCGGUUCCAGCGUUGUUGCUGUUGAUGCCGGUCCCACCGACCUGAGCCGGCUAGCCGGACACGCACUGCGAACGGUGUGAAAGACAUGUGACAAAUCACCGCACUCGAAGAGAAAAGACUCGCCAGUUCGCGCGAUGGAAGGCUGUUUGUUAUUUACCCUACCUACCUAGGACUUGUAGUUUGUCGGAGUUUUUCGAUGAUCUGUAAAUUGAGUGUGUGGUGUUCGAAGUUUCGGAGAAAUCCCAAACACGCAACAAGUUCCUUCGAUUUUUGCGACAGGAAUCGACUGUACAUCUGUAAUCUAGAGUUAUUAGGAGUUACGGAGACUACUACCUAAAAGAAUACGUAAUCGUUCGAAGUGAGUGGACGUUUGUACAGGCAACCCAAAAUGGAUGUUUAUUUAUCUUCUAAUAGAAUGUAUAGGAACUCUUGAAGAGGGCGCAACAGUAUGCACUCACUUUGAUCAGUUCUAGUGCCGGCAAUCGACAGCAUGUAAGUGUUUAUUGUUUAAGUAUUACCUACGUAAUAAAUGGAGAUCCAAGGGUGAUCGAACUAAAUGUGGUAUUCGUGUAAGAUUGUAUACAAACGAACAAGUAUUUAAUGCCAAUAGAACAAUUCAACUUUUACGAAAUAUGCUAUAUGGAAAUAUAAAGUGUUUUGAUAAAUUGAAAA